This is a messenger RNA of Brugia malayi, 1029 nucleotides long. RefSeq lists its product as uncharacterized. NCBI's taxonomy places the organism in Eukaryota, Metazoa, Nematoda, Chromadorea, Rhabditida, Onchocercidae. Gene Ontology annotation, cellular component: membrane. The coding region runs from base 1 to 1029 and encodes 342 amino acids. The transcript is spliced from 7 exons. The record is from RefSeq and is a predicted model, not a curated record. Gene Ontology annotation, molecular function: alpha-(1->3)-fucosyltransferase activity.
AUGUUAAUUUUGGAACGAGUUUUUUAUGCAAUAAAAUUGGAUCAUACAUCGUUGACAACACCACCAUUAAUACUUACGUGGACAAAAUUUUUUAGCCAAUCAUGGGCUCAGCGUAUUAAAAAUGAUACUAAUGAUUGCUCUUAUCAAUGUAUAAUUACUGAUGAUAAAGAACAAUUGUCAGAAGCUGUAGCCGUAUUAUUUCAUAUUCGUGAUUUGGAAACAUUACCAAAACUAAGGAAUUCGAAGCAAUUAUUUGUAUUUGUAUUGCAUGAAUCACCUCUGUAUACGUUUAAUAAUUUGGAUUUUGUGGCAGAAGAUUACUUCAAUAUAACGAUGACUUAUAGACGUGACAGCGAUAUUUACAUACCAUACGGUAUGAUGAAAAAAAUAACCAAUCUUACACCGAAGGAGCAAAUUUGGGAUUGGAAUGAAGUAUUAAAGAUAGCAAGUGGCAAAGUACAACCAAUUUUACAAUUAGUUUCAAAUUGUCAAACUAAAUCAAAACGUGAAUUGUACGUGGAACAACUUCGAACGUAUAUAAAUAUCACGCAGUAUGGACGUUGCAACAAUCAAAGUUGCGAUGAAGAAUGUGAAAUAAAAGAAGCUGCACGACAUCGUUUUUAUUUGGCAUUUGAGAAUAGUAUAUGUCGUGAUUAUAUCACUGAGAAAUUAUUCAAAUGUUUCCUAAGAUUAUUGAUACCAGUGGUGUUGAAAAAAUCAAUUUAUGAGGAUAUUUUACCGCCUGGCUCAUUUAUUGCUGCAGAUGAUUUCACAUCACCACGUGAACUAGCAGAAUAUUUAAACUAUUUGUUAAAUAAUAAUACAGCCUAUUUGAGUUAUUUGAAAUGGACGAAAUAUUAUCAGAAAACAUUUAAUGUAAGCAGUUACUGUGAAUUAUGCAAAUAUCUUCAUAGUGAUAUUUCUAAGCCACGAAUAAUUGCAGAUAUCAAAAAAUGGUGGUUUCAAGGAUGUAUUAAGGAUUAUGCAAUUGACUUAUUGAAAAGAGUUAAAAGUAUCAGUAAUUUUUAA